Eublepharis macularius is the source of this 8124-nucleotide messenger RNA. It is a transcript of the gene INF2, whose product is annotated as inverted formin 2. NCBI's taxonomy places the organism in Eukaryota, Metazoa, Chordata, Lepidosauria, Squamata, Eublepharidae. The transcript has 23 exons. The record is from RefSeq and is a predicted model, not a curated record. Gene Ontology annotation, molecular function: actin binding; small GTPase binding. Gene Ontology annotation, biological process: actin cytoskeleton organization. Bases 232 to 4221 code for a protein of 1329 amino acids.
GCGCUGCCCAGAUCCUCUCGGCGCGGGCUUUGGCUUUCCUUGGCUACUGGCUGGCUGGUCCUGAGGCGAUUGGGUGGAUCCUUUCCCGGUUUGGUCGUGCACAGCGGAACCCACUGGAUCCGGGAGGAAAAGGGCAGGAACCCGGGAUGUCGCUCUUAUCCUAAGACUGCCGAGGAAGCAGCAGCUGCUCGGGAAACGAAAAAGGAAACUUCUCGGGAGCCACCACCCAACAUGUCUCUCAAAAAGGAAGGUGCCCAGAAGAAAUGGGUUGCCCUGAAGGAGAAGCUGGGGCCCCAAGACUCGGAUCAGACGGAGGCCAACCUGGAAAACGCCGAGCCGGAACUCUGCAUCCGCCUCUUGCAAAUCCCGUCCGUGGUGAACUAUUCUGGUCUCAAGAAAAGGCUGGAGAGCAGCGAUGACAACUGGAUGGUCCAGUUUCUAGAGCUCUGUGGACUGGACCUUCUUCUAGAAGCCCUGGACAGGCUGUCCGGGAGGGGCGUCUCCAAGAUCUCCGAUGCGUUGCUGCAGCUGACGUGCAUUAACUGCGUGCGGGCGGUUAUGAACUCCCACCAAGGCAUCGAGUACAUUGUGAGCAACGAAGGCUACGUCAGAAAACUCUCCCAAGCCCUGGACACCUCCAACGUCAUGGUCAAGAAGCAAGUGUUUGAACUCCUGGCUGCUCUCUGCAUUUACUCGGUGGAUGGCCACGCGCUGGCUUUAGAUGCUCUGGAUCAUUACAAGACGGUGAAAAAUCAGCAGUACCGGUUCAGCGUGAUCCUGAACGAGCUGUUGGCAACAGACAACGUUCCCUACAUGAUAACACUGCUAAGUGCCAUCAAUGCGGUCAUAUUAGGAACUGAGGAACUAAGAGCCAGGACACAGCUCCGGAAUGAGUUCAUAGGUCUCCAGUUGUUGGACAUUUUGACCAAACUCCGAGACAUUGAGGACGAAGACUUGCUGAUCCAGUGUGAGACCUUUGAGGAGGCCAAGUCAGAAGACGACGAGGAGUUGUUAAGGAUAUGUGAUGGGAUUGACAUGAACAGUCAUCACGAGGUCUUCUCCUCGCUGUUCAACAAAGUGAGCAGCUAUCCAGUCUCCGUCCAACUGCUGUCCAUUCUCCAGAGUCUUUUACAUUUAGAACCGUCUCAUCGCUCCAGCCUCUUACUGUGGGAGUCCUUAGAAAUCCUCGUAAACAGAGCCAUCUUGCUUGCCAGUGACAUACAAGACAACAGCGUCGAAGAAGUCAUGGAGAGACUGUUGUCCAUAAAGAAGCGCCCAAAGAAACGCCAUUCGGAGUCCCGAAAACUGGCCAGCAAGGUCAACGAGAGCACUCAGACCAGUGAAGAUUUGGGGCCCUUCUCCAAGGCUGUCCACAACUCGCCUCCAGCUACCAGCCCUUCUGGUGCCCCGUGUACUCCAGAGCCACCAAACGUGCCUGAGAAUAUUACCUCCUCCGAGCUGCCUCUUUGCUCGGCAUCACUGGGCCAAAGUUGCCCUUCAUCAACUGCCCCUCCACCGCCACCCCCUCCUCCUCCACUCCCUGGAACAGCAGCCAUAUCAAUACCUCCGCCGCCACCACCACCACCACCUCCUCUGCCUGGUGCAGUGGGAAUGCCACCUCCCGCUCCUCCUCUGCCCCCUAUGCCAUGCAUCCCUCCACCUCCGCCACCUCUCCCUGGUACAAUCGGGAUCCCCCCGCCGCCUCCUCUUCCAGGAAUGCCACCUCCGCCUCCCCCUCUGCCUGGCAUGGCAGGGAUCCCUCCGCCUCCCCCACUACCAGGAAUGCCACCUCCCCCUCCCCCUCUGCCUGGCACAGGGAUCCCUCCACCUCCCCCGCUGCAGGGAAUGCCACCUCCACCUCCACCUCUGCCUGGUAUAGGAGGUAUGCCACCUCCUCCCCCGUUGCCCGGCGUGGCAGGGAUUCCACCUCCCCCACCUCUAGGAGGCAAUGUUGAGGAAAUAGUGGUGGCCCGGGUCGAUUAUGCGCUUGGAUAUGCCAGACCUUUCCACAAGAGGGUGAGGACUCCAACGCUAAGGAUGAAGAAACUGAACUGGCAGAAACUGCCUUCCAAUGUGGUAAGAGAAGGUCAUUCCAUGUGGGCUUCGGCAACAAGCACCAGUGAAGAAUUGAUUGAGCCGGACUAUUCGAGCAUCGAGCAACUGUUUUGCUUCCCGCAAACAAAGCCCAAGGAAAAAGAAGCAGCCCCAGUGAAGACAGAACCCAAAGAGAUCACAUUCCUGGAUUCGAAGAAGAGUCUCAAUUUGAACAUUUUCUUGAAGCAAUUUAAGUGCAAAAACGAGGAGGUGGUUGAUAUGAUUCAGAAAGGCGACAGGGCAAAAUUUGACGUGGAAGUUCUCAAACAGCUGCUGAAACUCCUACCAGAAAAGCAUGAAAUAGAAAACUUGAAAUCCUUCAAAGAAGAAAAGGAGAAAUUAGCAAAUGCUGAUCAAUUCUAUCUCCUCCUUCUCGGGGUUCCGAGCUACCAACUGCGGAUUGAGUGUAUGCUGAUGUGUGAGGAGACCACCGUUCUCCUGGAGAUGCUACAGCCCAAAGCAGAAACAGUCAGAAGGGCCUGUGAAGAUCUGCUCCAAAGCCAUCGGUUGCCCAUUUUCUGCCAAUUGAUCCUCAAAGUUGGAAACUUUUUGAACUAUGGAAGUCACACAGGAGAUGCCGACGGCUUUAAAAUUGGCACCUUGCUCAAAUUAACGGAAACCAAAGCAAACCAAACCCGGAUUACUCUACUUCACCACAUUUUGGAGGAAGUGGAAAAAUCUCACACAGACUUGCUGCAGCUUCCCAAAGACCUUGAGUGUGUUUCAAAAGCCGCCGGAAUCAACCUCGACGUGAUACGGUCCGAAUCCAGUUCCAAUGUAAAGAAAUUGCUAGAACUUAAGAAAAAGUUGUCAUCGUCAACAGAUGAAGUGAAAGCCCAGUAUGAAAAAGCCAUCCAGGAUAGCAUCAACGCUAACAAGAAACUGGAGGAGGAGUUUGAAACCAUUGAAAGGAAGAAGGUGGAGCUCGCCAACUACCUCUGUGAAGACGCAAACAAAUUGUCUUUGGAAGAUAUCUUUAGCACCAUGAAGACCUUCCGAGACCUCUUCAUCAAAGCACUGAAGGAUAACAAGGACCGAAAAGAACAAGCUGCAAAGGCUGAAAAAAGGAAGAAGCAGUUGGCGGAGGAAGAGGCAAAGAGGCAGAAAGGCGAAAAUGGGAAGAUCAUUAAGAAAGGAGUCGUCAAGCAAGACGAGGUGUGUGUGAUCGACGCUUUGUUGGCCGAUAUCAGGAAGGGGUUCCAACUGCGAAAAACCGCCCGGAAUAAGGUUGAGUCCGAUACUCCGGCCAAAACCUCACCCAGUCAGCCUCAGAAAGGGAAAGAGGCCGACAAAAGUGUUGAGUCUGCAAAAGACCCCAUGAAACAAGAGGCAGGUGCGAUCGUUCAAAAUAAUGGCCAGGGAGAUUUAGAAAAAACUGACCAUUCAGAAGCCGCUUCUGCAAGAGAGAAGCACAAAGUCAUUGCGGAAUCUCUGACUUCUGCUGAUGUCAGAAAUGGAGCCCAACCCAGUAUUGAGAAGAAUGGCUUAAAUAUGCUUGUAUCGGAGGGAAGCCCUGAGCCUAAUUAUGGAAUGAAGGAGCAAAGUCGGAAUUCUCCCUGUAGCUCCCAAGUCUGUGUGGACUACGAUGACUUAGCGUUUUCUCAGCCAGCCUCUUUUAUAAAGUUUGCCAGCACCAAUUCUAGCAGUUCGACGUGCUUCAGAGAUGAAACAGGUCCCAUUAACUCAGGAGACCAAAUCAGCAGAACUGAGGACAUUUGCUCCCAAAACAGCCUAAAUUCAAAGGACCGGCCAAGGAGUAGUAUUGGAAAAGACAACGGAGUAGAGGAAACGCCAGGAAAGGCUGAUGGUCUAACACCUCCGGAGGUGACCGAGCUUCCAACUGGGUCAGUAGAGGAGCUGAAAGAAAACGAAGACCCUUCUGUGGACUCCUUGCUGGAUACGUCUCAGGAGAGGUCAUUCUCGGAGGAGCCGGUGACCGAUUCUUCGUGUUCGGCAACGGUCCCCUCGGAACACACUCUUCCCGACAAGGAUGGCCAAAGAGGUUCUGCAAAGAGAAAGAAGAAGAAGAGGCAUAGCAAAAGCCACUCAGCAGUGGUUGACACUGAUUUAAAAGCCGCGGUUGAUUCUGGAGAUAAUAAAUCAAAGAGAGGUUGUGAGUUGCAGUGAGGUGGCGGCGUGAGACAGAAAAAAUAAAAUCCAAAGAAGCGUUUUCAGCGGCGUCGCAGUCCCUCUGCCAAAGGUGCCCAUGGAAACCGGACAGAGCCCAAAUUUGGUCUGGGGAGACUUUGAGUAUUUAGUAGACCAACACCCAGAUGCAAAAAAAUGGUAGGAAGGGCGGGGGAAGCAUAUUUAAUAUGUGCCUUAGUCAAAUUCCCUACUUGAGGCAGUGCAGGUUCUAUGCCAUAGAAACAGGCCUUUGGACAUGUUCUUAUUAGAAGAGUAUCUUCUAGGUAGCCAUAUACCAGCCUCCUUCUGAAGCCGAGAGGAGCGUGGCCUGAAAUGGUGCCUCUUGCACCAAAUGACCUGGAUUAUUCUAUAUUCACUUCACUACUAUCGUCUUCUGAUCGCUUCUGUUUCUGGCCUUGUAAAUGAGCACUGAUGAUCCAAAAGCUAAGUGGGACCAAGUUAAAGGCUUUUGGGGUCUAUAUCCUCCCAUGCUUUGUGAAAUGCAAAUGUUACUUAUGAUCAAAAUUGUCUUGCCCCUGCAAAGAUGGAACACUCCAACCCUGAGCGCACUUACAGAUUUGGCAACACCACGGACGCCGUUGCAUUCAGGCAAAAGAAUCCCACUGCAUACUACAGUGAAAGGUGGGAAAUCCCUUAGGGAUCACACAGGUAUACACACAGCCCACUUACGGAGGUCCCAUUUUUUGGUCAUUAUGGACAAUAGCCACUGGCUCACUUUUAUCUGGGCAAGUGACAAAUCAUUGUGGAAGACCAGUGGCCAGUAGAGCAUCUCACGGCAAGGAAUCCCUUCAGGUUUCUUUUCCCUGAGCUUCCUGCUCAUAACUAUCAUUGGGCAAACCUAAGUUUUCAUGGCAGAUUCAUACGUGCCACUUUUUGAACUAUAUAGCUUUAAGGUGGUGGUGGGGAGCUCUUUCAAAAUGUUGUGUGCGAAUUAAUGUGUUUGGAAACACUAGGAUCAGACAAGCAACCUCAUUGGCCAGUAGCUCCCUACUGAAUGGCCACAUGGUCAUAGAAUCAUAGAGUUGGAAGGGACCUCCAAGGUCAUCUAGUCCAGUCCCCUGCAUGAUGGUCAACGUAUGUUUAUUGCCACCAAAAUGUAUAAAAUGCUCCCCAGUAGCCAUAGUUUUCUUGCUUCCUGCUAGCACUUACACUUCAAUCACAUCUGAGCACCUUCAAUUGCUACCAACGCUGAUGUUUCAAAAGGCCUGAUCUCUACCUACCACAUGGUCUAUUCAUGCAGCAGAAUGAGGUAGAAAUGGGGGAUAUGAUGGGCUGUACCACUUCAGACAUGAGAUAAGGGGUCACACUUUUUUAUCACUCCCCAGUUAUUUUUUUUUAAAGAUUCCCUGUAAAUAGAAAAACAGCUGGACAACAAACAGACCGGACUGCAAUAUCUCUCCCCGAUGUACACGUUUUCUGUUGCAAGGAAUUAUUUAUAGGGGAGCAAUCAAAAAAAGUACCCCCCCCCCCCGAGCCCAUUCUACUUCAUUGUUUUCCCACAUACGUAGUCCAGGCUUCCGAAUCGAGGUGAAAAUGAGUUAGCAGAGUACUCUAAGAUGGUAGGCUGGGCUAUACCACUUCAGGCUGCGGGUGGGUGAUCACCUGUUUGAAUGCUGUUUUGUGUCAGAUAAAUUCUGUAAAUCAACAUCAACAUAAAGGGAAACAUACUGGGCUUGAAGCUUUCUCUCUGAUGUGUCAGGUUGUGUUUUUUUUAUUUUUCAUUGAGUUUUGAAAGCAUUCAAAAAUGUGAUCUCCCCCACCAAACUAUAUUUUGAACAGGUACCAUUCAGUUUAUCCCUUCAAUUCCAGUUCAGCCAGCUGCAUCUGUAGACCCAGCCACAAUUUUCCACUGUGCAGGGGGUAGUUCUCCCUGUGCCCUUAUCUUGAGUAAAACCCAUCAAAACCAAUAGAUUAGCAGCCCUACAUAUUAUUCAGCAAGACCAAGUACUGCCAAAGUAUUGAAUUAAUUAACCUUUUUUAAAAAAACUCAAAGCCUUUUUCUUUAACUAAACUCGGGAUAUCAAUUUUCCCCCUUUCUUCUUGGACUCAAGGGAGAGAGGCUGCACAGCAUUAUUUGAAUUAUACCCUUUUGUAUUUAAUAAUGUUAACUUGCAUUAUUCUGUCUUAAUAAAUAUUCUGUCUAUGAAUUCUGUUUCUAAUGACGAUUGGAUGUUGGGUGGAUUUGUACAUAGCUGCCACCUUCUGUACAUUUUUAUUUAAGUUGCGUCGAAAUACUAUGUUGAACUUACAGAAAUAAUUUGAUAAGUGUUCAGAUGCUGUGAUUAGUAAUGUUAUUAACGGGGCUAAUAAAUCAUGUGGACGAUCGAGGGACGAAUAUUGAGCAACGUUUUGUUUAAAACUGGUUUUGCAGAACAGCAUACAGCUGUUAAAACAAGAAGUCAGCUCUUGGGCAAGUUUGGUGGCUGUAGAAGAACUUUAUUGCGAAGUUCCUGAGAUAGCGUACCUACAGAACUCAUUAGGUUUAGGCUGCAUUCAGAAGUUAUGAUGAACUGUGGUAGGUUCUAAUUAUUCUUCAUGGCAUAAGCAAUGAAUUCCAAUCUGAGUCCAGUUACACCCUGAAGAUCAACAAGAUUUUCAGGAUGUAAGCUUUCAACAAAGGGAGCUUUGACUCUCGAAAGCCUAUACCCUGAAAAAUCUUGUUGGCCUUCACUGUGCUACAGGACUCAAAUCUUUCUGUUCUACUGCAGACCAACACGGCUACCCACCCGAAACUAAAUUCCAAUUUGUGCGUAAAUAGCAUCUUCUUGCCUCCUUUCCGCCUUCCAGCAGAAAGGAUAUUCUCGCAGGGGAUGGAACUGCUCAACAAACUGCGGUUUGUGAGUUCACAUACCUCAACAAACCAUAGCUGUCAUAUUUAUCGAAAAGAUAGAUGACCCUGUAUAGAAGAUGAACAUCCCCUAAAAAAAACGGUAUAUGCAUUUUAAAAUGUAACAUGUAACAGGAAGUUGUAUGACAGAAUUUCUUGGGGAGAAAAACUUAAACAGUGAAAUCCUAAGCAGAGUUACUCCAGUCUAAACCCACUGAUUUCAAUAGGCUUAGACUGGGGUAACUCUGCUUAAGAUUUUACUGUGAAUCUUGCUUGCAGGUAAAUAAGAUGUCCAAAGUAUGAUUACAAAAUCAGGCUACAAAUUCUCCUUUGAAAUUCUGUUUUGAUGCCAACCAAGGCAGCCAACUGAGUACUGAUCAAACCAUGGUUCAUAAAUCACGUGUUACUGAGAUGUGUGAAUACAGCCUUGGGCAGCAUGUAAAUUUGGGGAUUAGGUUGUUAAGAAAAUCCUACCCUCUGGCCUUGAGCACCCUUGGAGAAAGGUAUUGCCUACCUGCGAGAGAGUCUAACUAUACACUCAAGUGGAACACUAAAAACUCGGCCAAGAGGAACAGUGGUGAGAGAGGAGAUCUCACGGGCUAAACAAAGUAAGUGUACAGAAAAUGCAACGGCAAUGGAGAGAUGAAAGCCAUAGGACUUGAGCUGAACUUGUCCGUGUAGCCGAGUUCACGGUACAAAUAGUGGUGGUAGGUUACCAGCUGCUCUCCCCACCCCCGUCUUCUUGUGACCAUAUGAAAAGGAGAGCAACAGUCCUGUACUUCUAGUUGUGUAAACGAGUGUGGUUGCAGCUUCUUGUGGCAAGUUGCCGAACGUCAAGCUUCUCUACAAUCCUUCUCUUGCCACCAUCACAAGACAGACGUGGGAAUUCCAACGUGAGGGUUACUAAAAACAUUGUCAGAAUAACUACAGCCAUAAACUGGUUCUGAACGGACUGUGGAUAAUUUGACAACUUGCUGUCUCCAGCUUUGUACAUAUAUACGUUACCUGAGUGCAAUAAACUUGCUUAUAUUUAAUAAACUUCCUUUGGAAAUAAA